AUGACUACCACGAUAGGUUCCCCACAUAUGCUGGCUAAUGAGGAUAGACUUUCUAACGAGAUGCCCGCGCUGAAGGACCAUUCUGAGCAGAAUGGACAAGAGCAACAGGGUCCUGUUAAGAACACUCAACUGCAUAGUCCCUCAGCAACCGUCCCGGAGACCACAACUGCUCAGAAGGAGUCUCUGGAAAUGGUACCGACCAGUACAAGUGCUGCAGCGGGAGCCGUAACGAGCACACCACCGCCCUCGUUACCACACGUUGAGAUUAAUCAGGUCAGUUUAGCAUUGGUAGUAAGGAACUUGACGGUAUUUACCAUGAAGGAGAUUGCUCAAUACAUGAAGACUAACGUGCACACUCAGAUGAAUGAGCCCAAUUCAGCAAAGAAAAUACGUUUUUUGCAACUGAUUAUAUUCUUAAGGACACAAUUUUUAAAACUUUAUGUGCUUGUAAAAUGGGCCCGUACUAUAAAACAGAACAAUUUCCAUGUAUUGAUCGAUCUUUUGAACUGGUUUAGAAUGACCAAUAUGAAUGUCAACAAUUGUAUCUGGGCUUUGAAGAGUAGCCUUGAUUCCAUGACCAAUGCUAAAUUGCCAAAUGUGGAUUUGGUCACUGCUUUGGAGGUUUUGAGUCUUGGCAGACCUAAUUUACCUACGCACAACUUCAAAUUGAGUGGUGGCGGUGACUCCACGGAUGCAGUAGAUGGAAUGGCUAAAGUGCCCCUGAGUUUGAUUUUACAAAGAUUGCAGGAUCUGAACUUAACUGUUUCGAUCAAAAUUGCAUUAAUGAACGUUCCUAAACCGUUGCAUAACUAUCGUAUUAAGAACGGCAGAAUAUACUUUGCUGUAACCAAUGAAUUUGAGAUUCAGUUAUCCACUGUAAAUAGACAGUCGCCCUUGUUUUUCGUGGAUUUGAAACUCCUAUUUAGCACAGAAGCUGAGCAGAGCGUUUCAACCGUAACAGAAUCCAAUUCACCCAACGGUAGCAGCGGUAACAACGAUGAUGGCUCCAACCCUAACGGUAAUAGCCUACCUUUAAAUAAGCCAAGACUGGAGAAGUUAAUUAAUGAGAUUCUUUUGAAAAGUAAUGAUCCCUUAUCAUCUCUUUACAAUUUCUUACACAAAUAUGUGUUGACACUACAACUAUACAUGGUUCAUAGAGAAUUUUUAAAGCUAGCCAGUGGUGGGAAAUUUUCCAAAAGUAACCUGAUCCAUAACUAUGACUCCAAAAAAAGUGUAAUUACGGUUAGAUAUUGGUUAAAUGGUAAGAUGGACAGUAAAGGUAAGAUAACCAUUGGUAUUCAAAGAACCACAGAGAGUCUUGUUUUGAAAUGGGAUAAUCAAAGUGCAUCAAGGGCCAAAAAUAUGCCUGUAAUUUAUAAUAACAUUGUAUCAAAUAUCGAAGGUAUCCUGGACGAGAUCAUGUUCAACCAUUCAAGAAUUAUCAGAUCGGAGCUGUUAGCAAGGGAUAUAUUUCAAGAAGACGAGGAAAAUCCGGAUGUUUUAUUAUUCCAACUUCCUACAACAUGCGUUGCUAUGGCACCUAUCCAAUUAAAGAUCGACUUAUUAAGUGGGCAGUUUUAUUUCAGAAAUCCGACUCCACUUUUAUCGAAUUACGCCUCAAAAAUCAAUAGAGCAGAGAGUCCAGAGGAAUUGGCAAGAAUUUUACAACAGUUGAAAUUAGACAAGAUAAUUCACGUUUUGACUACCAUGUUUGAAAACACAGGAUGGUCGUGUAGUAAGAUCAUCAAAAUUAAUAAGCCAAUCAGGACUCAGUUGAAUAUCAACAACAACAAUACUUCGAAGACGGAAAGUAGCACCGUUGUUGAUAAUAACUCCAACAGUGGCGAUUUUUCCCUGUUGUUACAAAGGGAUCUGUUCAUUAGGUUACCACACUGGCCCCUCAACUGGUAUCUAAUAUUGUCGAUAAUAUCCUCUAAAACAUCUUGUGUGGUGGAAAAAAGAAUUGGUAAGAUUGUCUCACAACGUGGAAAAUGGAAUUUAAAAUAUCUGGACAAUUCUAACGUAAUGACAGUUAAGUUGGAGUCAAUAACGUAUCAAAAAAUCAUGAUAUUGCAGAAAACUAUUUUGAACAGAAUUAUUAACCAUAUGCUAAUUGAUUCCUUGAAUCAGUUAAAAAUCCAUAAUAAGAUUUGUUCAUCUGAAAUGAUUAACGAACAAAAACUACCUCAAUAUAUCGUUCAGGGAGGUAGUACUAACGAUAACAUCUCUAUCAUAACACUAGAGUUAGAAUCCUUUUUGGAAGGUUCUAAGGCGCUAAAUUCCAUACUGGAGAGUUCCAUGUUCUUGAGGAUAGAUUAUUCAAACUCCCAAAUACGAUUGUAUGCCAAGUUUAAGAGAAACACGAUGAUGAUCCAAUGCCAAAUUGAUAAACUAUACAUCCACUUUGUGAAAGAAGAACCACUUGCCUUCUACUUGGAGGAGAAUUUCACAAGCUUAGGUAUAAUAAUUCAGUAUUUGACCAAAUUUAGACAAAAAUUGAUGCAAUUGGUUAUAUUGACAGAUGUUGUGGAAAGAUUACACAAGAAUUUUGAGUCCGAAAACUUCAAAAUAAUCGCAUUACAACCCAACGAGAUUUCCUUCAAGUAUCUCUCUAACAACGACGAGGAUGAUAAAGAUUGCACAAUAAAGAUACUAACAAAUGACGAUUCUAUUAAAAAUUUAACAGUGCAAUUAUCACCUUCGAACCCCCAACAUAUAAUACAGCCUUUCUUAGAUAAUUCGAAAAUGGAUUAUCAUUUUAUCUUUAGCUACCUACAAUUCACGUCAUCUUUGUUUAAAGCUCUAAAAGUAAUCCUCGUUGAAAGAGGGGAAAAAUUCCGUACUGGUGGAAGCCAGUACUCGACCAUGGUGAACAUCGGAUUGCAUAAUCUAAACGAGUAUCAAAUAGUAUAUUAUAACCCUCAGGCAGGUACUAAGAUCACAAUAUGCAUAGAAUUGAAAACCGUUUUGCAUAAUGGUCGUGACAAGAUCCAGUUCCACAUUCAUUUUGCAGACGUGGCACACAUUACCACGAAGUCCCCCGCCUACCCAAUGAUGCAUCAAGUAAGAAAUCAAGUUUUUAUGCUUGAUACAAAGAGACUAGGGACUGCAGAAACUGUUAAGCCAACCCUUGCAUCGCACGCCAUCCGUUUGGGCAAUGGUGUUGCUUGUGACCCCAGCGAGAUAGAGCCUAUCCUGAUGGAAAUCCACAACAUCCUCAAAGUCGAUUCUAACUCCAGUUUAUCCUAG
This is a messenger RNA of Saccharomyces eubayanus, 3249 nucleotides long. It is a transcript of the gene RGR1, whose product is annotated as Rgr1p. The transcript has a single exon. The coding region runs from base 1 to 3249 and encodes 1082 amino acids. Lineage: Eukaryota; Fungi; Ascomycota; Saccharomycetes; Saccharomycetales; Saccharomycetaceae. Gene Ontology annotation, molecular function: transcription coregulator activity. Gene Ontology annotation, biological process: regulation of transcription by RNA polymerase II. The record is from RefSeq and is a predicted model, not a curated record. Gene Ontology annotation, cellular component: core mediator complex; mediator complex.